This is a messenger RNA of Ascochyta rabiei, 1686 nucleotides long. RefSeq lists its product as uncharacterized. The transcript has 4 exons. Gene Ontology annotation, molecular function: zinc ion binding; DNA-binding transcription factor activity, RNA polymerase II-specific. Bases 1 to 1686 code for a protein of 561 amino acids. Gene Ontology annotation, biological process: regulation of DNA-templated transcription. The record is from RefSeq and is a predicted model, not a curated record. NCBI's taxonomy places the organism in Eukaryota, Fungi, Ascomycota, Dothideomycetes, Pleosporales, Didymellaceae.
AUGACGCAGACGGGAAAGUGCGACACAUGCAGACAGCGCAAAGUCAAGUGCGACGAAGACAAACCUCAAUGUGGUCCUUGUUCCAAGAAAGAUCGGCCAUGCUCAUAUACCUACGGAAGAGCAUCCGCCUUUGUAGUGGAGGAUCCCAAUCAGCUGACUAAACAUGGUAAAUCGAAGACUGCACCCGUUGUGUAUGCACUCGAAUCGCCUGAAGAUACCAUCAGGUCACCUAGUUCGAAUGCAAGUGAGUUGAGAGUGAGUACCCAAAGAAAAGCUGAGUCUGGCAGCGGUACAUUCCAGACUUUGGCUCCCAUAUCUGUGGCCAAGCUUCGUCCAUCGAAGAAAAUCGCAACUCAUAGGAAGAACGCUUUGGAGACUUACCUUCGACGUUUACAGUCGGAUGCCUCUCUGGCUCUGAUCAGACCUUUGUCUGCUGAGAGCACAUUGAUAGCAAGAUGGGUUGACAUACUUGGUUCAGCACCAGCGGAUAACAGACCUUUGUCAAUUUUAGGGACCUGGAUCCAGUCCAUACCAUCGCGCGUUGGGUCGAACACAAUGCUCGAUCUUGCUGUGGAGUUCCUCAUCGACAGUCACGCUGUUUAUUGGAAUGAUGGCUACUCGAAGCGGCAGAUCGCUAGUGCUACUAAAUCGAAGGCCUUGAAGAAGUUGCAACUGGCUGUAUCGCAGUGUCAGACCUACAGCACUUAUGAAAUGGUUUUGGCAACUAAACUGCACUAUGCUGCUGAGACACUAUUGGGCGUCGACACGAUGUAUCAUGCGAUCCAUGCUUUUGGAUUGGCUGAGCUGCUCAAAACUGGCGGCGUCUCAAACGUCGAUGAUGAACACUACUGGAAUUUGAUUGACAACACGUACAUUGAUGACGUCAACGAAGCAAUGCUUGCCGGACGAGCAUCAGUAUAUGACAACGACUACUAUUUGUCGAUGACAUUUCCACCAGCACUGGCUCCGAACUCUAUGCGGAUCAGUCCAGCUCAACGAGCAUCCACUUCUAUCAUGCACGUUUUUGUGCAAUGUCCGCGUCUCAACUGUCUAGUCCGAAAAGCUGUUAUGCACCCCGAAAGCAGCGAGUUUCUUGCAGCUGCAGUCACUCUCACAGAGUACAUGUGGCAAAUCGACCUAUUUGCGCAAGUUUCAGAGCUUAUACAGACUUCCGUUACAAGUAUCGACCAGCCGCCAUCUUUAGAUAUGGCCGACUUACUCUCUGAAUCCCUACACUUCGACUGCAUCCAGAACAUGAUACUCUGUACACGAUACUGGAUGCUGCAAAACGUACUUUGUGGAUUGACGGAUACACUGCAUCGCCACUUCCCUAACGAAGUGGGCGUGUCCCUACUUCCGGGUCUAGCAAGGGUGCAAGAAGUAGACAUAGAAGCUGGUGUUUGCCUCGCCGAGUCUUUGGCAUGGGCAGAGUCGGUGUCAGAGAAGCUGCCCCUUGUUCCUUUGCGACUUCACACGCCACUCCAGAUAUCAAUUGGGCCAUGGCAUCGUAUUUUUCGAUAUAAAAACUCACUUCUCGCGACAAAUUCUGCGUUCAACGCCGGGAUCGAUGAACAGACAGCCAAUAUCUUUGCGCGGGCUGGGCGAAUGAAGACAUGGCUGAUAAACGAAUGCAAUCGCAUCCACGAGCAGUGGGAUGUUAGCACUGUGGACGAGAAGUCGCUUUAA